AUGAAUGGCCGGAACAUGGAGGAGAAGCCAUUCGAAAGAGUCAAGACCCGGCGGAGGAAGGGUCACUGCCCGGCCGGUGCACCCCUGGGCGCCCUAACCUGCGAGGACGAGUUCAACAGCCAGGAGCUGGAGGCUCUCUUCCAGAACUACAACCUGAAGCUUGAGCAGACCGCCACCCUCAAAGCGCUGGCGGUGCUCAUCGUGGCCACGUCGUCGCUAUCCCUGGUGGAGCUGCUGUCCAGUUCGCAUCUCACCUUGUCCAAGGGCUCCUACCCGGUGCACUGCGUGGUGUUCCUGUCGCUGUUCAUCGUCACCAACGUCAAAUACCUACAGGUGACGCAGCUGCAGCAAAUAGCGAAGCUGGCCCUGCUGUUCAGCUUCACCUUUGCGCUCCUCUGCUGCCCGUUCCCGCUGGCGCUCGGCACGUCGGAGCUGCUGAGCGCCGCAGCCCCUGAGCAAGGCGUGUGGCAGCUCAUGCUGGUCACCCUCGUGGCUUACGUGCUGCUGCCGGUGCGGACGCUGUUGGCCGUUUUGUUCGGGCUGAUGCUGGCUACAUCUCACUUCAUUGUCAUAGCGACGUCGUUCACGGGAAGGAAACAGAAGCUGUGGAGACCGCUGGUGGCCAACGCGGUGCUGUUCACCAGCGUCAACUUGUCGGGGGUGUUUGUGAGGAUUCUCACCGAGCGCACCCAGAGGAAAGUCUUCCUGCAAGCCCGCGACUGCAUCGAGGAGAGGCUGAGACUGGAGGAUGAGAAUGAGAAGCAGGAACGUCUGCUAAUGAGCCUCCUUCCCAGGAAUGUUGCCAUGGAGAUGAAGGAGGACUUCCUGAAGCCGCCUGAACGGAUCUUUCACAAGAUCUACAUCCAACGCCAUGACAAUGUCAGCAUCCUGUUUGCAGACAUUGUGGGUUUCACCAGCUUGGCUUCUCAGUGUACGGCUCAGGAACUGGUCAAACUGCUCAACGAACUCUUUGGGAAGUUUGAUGAGCUGGCUACAGAGAAUCACUGCAGGCGAAUAAAGAUCCUGGGGGACUGUUACUACUGUGUGUCUGGCCUGACCCAACCCAAGGCAGACCACGCCCACUGCUGUGUGGAGAUGGGUCUGGACAUGAUUGACACGAUCGCGUCGGUGGUGGAGGCGACAGAGGUGGAUCUGAACAUGCGUGUUGGUCUGCACACUGGACGGGUGCUGUGUGGUGUUCUGGGCCUCAGGAAAUGGCAGUAUGACGUCUGGUCAAACGAUGUCACACUGGCAAAUGAGAUGGAGGCUGGAGGGCUGCCGGGCAAGGUGCACAUCACAAAGACCACCCUGGAGUGCUUGAACGGAGACUACGAGGUGGAGCCGGGCUUCGGCCACGAGAGACACGCCUUCCUCCAGAAACAUCACAUCGAGACGUUUUUCAUCGUGCCGUCACACAGACGCAAAAUCUUCCCCGGUCUUAUUCUGUCAGACAUCAAACCAGCCAAGAGGAUGAAGUUCAAGACGGUGUGCUACCUGCUGGUGCAGCUGAUGCACUGUCGGAAGAUGUUCAAGGCCGAGAUCCCCUUCUCCAACGUCAUGACCUGCGACGAUGACGACAAGCGGAGAGCCAUGCGGACUGCGUCAGAGAAGAUGAGGAGCCGGACGUCCUUCUCAGCCACGACCGUGCAGAACUCCCCGGGAACACGGGUCAACCGCUACAUUGGGCGGCUCAUCGAAGCCCGGCAGACUGAGUCCGAGACAACGGACAUCAACUCCAUCACUCUGUUCUACAGGAGCAGAGACAAGGAGCGCAGGUACCACCAGGUGUACGACGACCAUUUCAUCAGUGCGGUGGUUCUGUCUCUGAUCCUCGCUGCUCUGUUUGGCCUUAUCUAUUUGCUAAUGAUCCCACAGGGGAUGCUGGUGCUAUUGCUGCUGCUGCUCUGUGUGUGUUUCCACGUGGCCUGUGUCAUGUACCUGCAGCUCACCAGCGUUCAGUGCCAACCGAGCUGCCUCACCAUCCAGAUCCGAGCAGUGCUGUGUGUCUUCCUCGUCCUGCUCACCUACUCUGUUACCCAGGCCUGUGUGGUGGGAUGUGUUCCUUGGGGGAGAGUCGGGACAAACACCAGCCUCUCAGUUGAGGACUUCCCUGCAGACGCCAACAGCACCGCGGCGGACAGAGCGUGUACCAACAUGGCGUACUCCCUGCUGUCCUGCGUGGCCGGCACCCUCACUCUUGUCCCCUACCUCCGAGUCUCCUCGACCCUCAAGAUCCUCCUGCUCCUCCUCCUCUCUGUCACCUACACCGUCGUCAUGGAGACCAGCGGCUAUCGCCAAGCCGUGGGAGGAGGGUUCCUCCACUCACGGGGUUAUGAUCCUGUGUUGGCUGCGGUGCUGUUCUCCGGAGCUCUUGCUCUGCAUUCGAGACAGCUGGACCUGAAGCUGCGGCUCGACUAUCUCUGGGCAACUCAGGCGGAGGAGGAGAGAUGCGACAUGGAGAAGGUGAAGCUGGACAACAAACGGAUCCUUUUCAACCUGCUGCCGGCUCAUGUGGCUCAGCACUUCCUCAUGUCAAACCCCAGGAACAUGGACCUGUACUACCAGUCCUACGCUAAGGUUGGAGUGCUGUUUGCCUCCAUCGCCAACUUCAACGACUUCUACAUUGAGCUGGACGGGAACAACAUGGGCGUCGAGUGCCUCAGGCUGCUCAAUGAGAUCAUCGCCGACUUUGAUGAGCUGAUGGACAAAGACUGCUACAGGGAUAUUGAGAAAAUCAAGACUAUUGGAAGUACAUACAUGGCUGCAGUAGGGCUGGUUCCUACAACUGCCUCCCAGUUGAAGAAGUCCAUCACCUCACAUUUAUGCACUGUGUCAGAUUUUGCCAUCGAUAUGUUUGACGUCCUGGAUGCCAUCAACUACCAGUCUUACAACGACUUCGUCCUCAGAGUAGGUAUCAAUGUGGGACCAGUGGUGGCAGGAGUGAUUGGAGCUAGAAGACCUCAGUAUGACAUCUGGGGAAACACAGUGAACGUAGCCAGCAGGAUGGACAGCACUGGAGUACAAGGAAAGAUACAGGUGACAGAAGACGUCCAUCGUCUCAUGGCAGACUACUACGACUUUGUCUGCCGAGGCCAGGUCAGCGUUAAGGGCAAAGGUCAGAUGCUUACAUACUUCCUGGAAGGGCGCAGGAAAGGCAGCAGGCUGUCUCAAAUCCAGCACCAGUCCAGCAACGCCGAGCGGCGGUUCAGCGCGUUCACCCAGGGCAGCGUGUGCACCAGGCUGAGCCCCGCCCCCACCGUGACCACCUACGCUACCAGCAGAACCCCGAGCAUGGCCAAACCAACCACCUCCACCAGCACCAUCAGGUACCUGCCCACUGUCGCCAUGGCAACGGUGUGAUGGAUGCUGUAUCCAUGGUGAUUGGGAAAAACAAGAAAUUGAGAGUGGAGGUGGGGAAACAGAAUGGUAACAAGACAACAGGAGCAGAACGUUUAUUACAAAAGGAAAAAGUAGAGCCGACCUCCACUCUUCUUCUACCGUAUGUGGGAGGCAGCUGAGACCCUGAUCAUCUGACGGCAGACCUGGACUCUGGCCUGGACUGCGUUUAGGACUGGAGUCUGAGGGGGCCCUCAAUCAGACUCUCCCUCCACACUGGAGCCCUGUUUGUUGUUUCACGACACACGGUGUCGUGAACAGGAUGCAGGAUGCGUUAGCCACGUUGCUCUGUAACCAAUCAAAGGCCAAGGCGACUCCCAAAACUGUUUCCACAACUACAAAUAACUAAAUCAGCAUCAAUAUAAAAACAAUUGCACAAUUGAUAGUGUAGCAUGCAACAACCACAUCCAGAAAUUCCUUUAACAACUUUAGCUGACCCUUUUCUCUCAGUAUAAAACCAAAUCAGUGCUGUUGCCUUAGCGACCACUCCUCACAAUGAGUUUCUUGCCAUCGUUUUUGUUGCCUUUAAGAUUCUUUAUUGAUUUAUUGGACACCAAUUCAGAUGUAUUAACUUACAGGGGCAUUGUUGUCCGAGAUAUAUAUGUUUUUACAGUGGAUGAAGCCAAAUGUAUAAUUGUAACUGGCAGUUAACAGUUUUAACUUGCCAAAAUAUGACAGGGCAUUGCCUUCAAUCACUACCUGGACGUUUAUACCCCUUCACUUUAACCCUCCAACGGCACAUGAGGUAUCUCUUGAAUCCCUGAGCCGCGCCGCUCAGUGUCCUUAAGUGCAUGAUGCCACGGCUGCAUUUCAGUCUUGUUUGCGGUCUGUUUCCCUGUGAUGCUUGACUUCCAGAUUCUUCCUCGUCAAAGUGUAGCAAUAAAGCGGUUCGUCUUCUAUCUCAGCCCCUUGCAUGUAACCAGCUGGACCCUAUUUUGACAUGAUAGUGUAUGUAGCCAGUAGAGUGUGCAUAGCUAGCCACACCAGUGUGUAUCUCCGUGGAGUUGAAGCAUGACUUAGAACAUACUUAUUUUCUGUAACCGUGCGAGUGUGAUUCCUUCCUCGUGGAAUUCUAUUUUUUUUCUUGUUUAUUACGAAAUAUUUUCUAUAUUCUGUUCUACUAUUUUUAUGAACUAAAAGCUGCUUUGAUCGGGAAAAGAAAACUGCCGUUUAUGAGGAGACACCCAAACCUCCGUGUCUGGCUUCCCCAUACAAAAUCAGAUGAUUUAUUGUAUUAUAGCAUGCUACUCACAGUAUGGCUUACCACAGCCAUUAACUCUCCUCUAAUCUGUUCUAGCAUGCACUGCCUGCGAGCUUGUGGCUCUUACAUGCAUGCUUUGAAGAAACAUUCAUACAGGCCGAGCAGCGGACACACAGUGACUCUUUUUUAAUGUAGUCCUCAUGCAUGCGCUCACGGUAGCGGUCCUCUUGAAUGUAAGGUGCUUUUUUGACCCGUGUCUUCUUCAUGAGCUUGGCGUGUGAAUCUUUUCGAGGACGUUUUCAGGACGGUUUGACAUCAGGCCGGGGGUCCCUCCUCCUCCUCCCCGCUCCUGCUGUAGUCAACAGGUAGCAGGUUUUCAAAUGUGCCAACCUAUUUUCAUAAACAUAUCAAACUUUUUGGUGUUGAGCUGUAGCACAACUGAAUGUGUGGCUACGGUUAUUGUGGAUUUACUUUUGUUGAAUGCGUGUAUUUUUACUGUUUGAGCAGUUCUUUAACAGUUUUGUAACUCAAUGAUCAAAUGAUGGCAAAUAUGGAGAGAUUUAUUUGGACACCAUAACUGACUGAACUUAUAUUAAAAAUAGAUUUAAAGUCUAUAUAGUAUCUUGGAUGCUUACUUUGAGUUUCUAAGAGAUUAAAAACAAGGAUUUUUAUACACUUGCUUUAGACAGUUUAUGGAAAGUUUAUGGAAAGGAGUUAUGUACAAUAUUUUUUCCUGUAAAUUGGAUAUUUUCAUACUGUACGAUACGGGUUUCAAUUGUUAUAUGUAGGUAAUACUUGCUAUUAUUGUACAUUGUAGAGGUUUUUUUCAGAGAUAUAUGAUGAAUGAUCCGAUAUUUGUCAAGUUCUUUUGUUGAAGAAGUAUUUAUUGAGAUGUUUUAUGUCAAUGUGAAUUUUGUUAAAGACGAUAUUUUAUACUAAGUGUUUGCACUGCAAUGAUAUAGACGUAUCAUGAUUAUAAAAAUAAAGAGUAAAA
Molecule: messenger RNA, 5591 nt
Organism: Cyclopterus lumpus (lumpfish)
Lineage: Eukaryota; Metazoa; Chordata; Actinopteri; Perciformes; Cyclopteridae
Product: adenylate cyclase type 1-like
Exons: 20
Coding region: 1-3360 (1119 amino acids)
Biological process (GO): adenylate cyclase-activating G protein-coupled receptor signaling pathway; cAMP biosynthetic process; intracellular signal transduction
Cellular component (GO): plasma membrane
Molecular function (GO): adenylate cyclase activity
Source: RefSeq, a predicted model, not a curated record